AUGUCAUACCCUCAGUCUGCCGCGCAGAGACCGCCACCGCUGCGACAAUACAAUACGGCUCCUUCGCCAUCCGUGGUCUCACCGGGGGGAUAUUCGCAAGAUGGUUCCUACGGACAUAGUGAUGGAGGGAGGAGUAGUCACGACUACCCUGCCGGUCCAGCCUACGACGACGCUGCGUACAGCGUUCACUCCAACUCUUCAGGUUCGCAGCCUUAUGGUGCCCCGCAGUCACAACCGCGCGCAAUGCGCCCACCGGGACCGCCAGGCCCAGGGCCGGGAUAUGGACGCCCUCCGAAUGGCUAUCCUCCCGGAGGGAUGCCGCCGCAGUCGCGACCACGAACCCCUGGUGGACGACCCGCCCCGGGCCCGGGCACCUUCGACAACCCCUUCCCUUCCUUCCCGAAUCAAGAUCCAAGAGACCCCAGAGCUCGACGGGACCCGAGAGACAUGAGAGACCCGAGAGGCCCGAGACCUCCACGGGACCCCAGAGAUCCACGAGAUCCACGAGACCGUAGGGGACCGAGAGAUCCCAGGGAUCGUCGCCCACCACCACCGCGAGGAUUAGAGAGCAGCAUGUCGGCCAUGGAUUUGAAUGGAAGGGCAGUGGAUAUGAACGGACGGGGUCCCCCGAGACCUCAUACCUCCAACGGAAGACGACCGGAGAUGCGACAGCCCCCUCUACGCGGUCCCCCACCUGGACGGGGCCGGGGAGGCUAUCCCAUGGGCCCGAUGCGAGGUGGAAGCUCAGGUCGUCCGGAUCGCCCUGAUCGCGACUACGGAGAUCCCAUGGGUGGACCUAUGGGUCCGCCCCCACGAAGUACAACCAUGCCGCUCGGCGCGCCUAUGGGAGGUCCAUCGUAUCCUGGUCAAUCGACAUAUCAAGAAUCAGAUUAUCCAGGGAGCCCGAUGGAUCCUCCAAUGCGCCCAAAUACCGCCGGGAGUAUGCGACCACCGCACUCACGCGCCCCCAACGACAUAGACCCUGGCCUGAUCAUUCCCUCCGCCUCGUUGAUGAUUCCCCCGGAACCUGCCAACCGCGUCUCAUACGCCCCCAAGGACUUUUUGGACAGCUAUUACGAGUCUGGUCCCGACGAACCCGAUAUGCCUAAUUUUGACGCCAUGCCUGAUGCUGGCCAGCACACGGCCAUUGAUGAAAUGGGACUCGAGACGCCCAAGGCAAAGACGCCGGCUCCGCAUCCGAAUUCCUCCCCCGGCAAUUAUAAUACGUACUCACCCACAGGUGACGACUUCAUGCGCUCCCAGUCUCAACCAAACCUCCGACAAGCCGAAGCGCCGAACCAGUUCGAGAAUGCAGGAUUCCAAUUUGAUAUUCCUGGAGAGGCUCCCGGCCAUGCUGCUGAUCACGGAUACGGACAACAUGGGUAUGAGGACUAUGCAGGUUACUCACAAGGUCCUCCUGCUCCUGUCCGAGGCAUCCAGCCAGGUUAUCACGAGCACCCCGAGGUUCCCGAAGCUCAGCAAAAUCCCGAUGCUCUGCCACACCACCCAGCUCCUUUCCGGCUGGGUCUCGACCAAGGUGCGAAACCGGCGCCUGUACGGCAAUACAGUGCCCCAGAGACUGCUCCUGCUCCUGCGCCGGCCCCGGCAUCGCAGCCCAUGAUGGUACCCAGAGGACCGGCGCAGGCGCCUGUCACAAUCGAAGAGCUCCAGCGCCUGCAACAACAGGCGCGAGGCAACCCCUCCGACAAGCAGGCCCACCUCAUCCUCGCCAAAAAGCUGGCCGAGGCCUCCACUGUCCUGGUGGGUGACAACAGUCGUCUCGACCCCAAGACAAAAGCCAAGGCCAAAGAGAAGUACAUAAUGGAUGCAUUCAAGAUUGUGAAGAAACUCGUUACGGGCGGGUACUCCGAAGCGCAAUUCUACCUAGCCGAUUGCUACGGAGAAGGUCUGUUGGGACUCGAAGUAGACCCCAAAGAAGCCUUCUCACUCUACCACUCCGCCGCCAAGCAAGGCCACGCCCAAUCCGCCUACCGAGUCGCAGUCUGCUGCGAAAUCGGACAAGAAGAAGGCGGCGGCACGAAACGCGACCCCUUCAAGGCCGUCCAAUGGUACAAGCGCGCUGCAUCCCUGGGUGACACACCCGCAAUGUACAAAAUGGGCAUGAUCAACCUCAAGGGACUCCUCGGACAAGCCCGCAACCCACGCGAAGGCGUUUCCUGGCUGAAGCGCGCAGCCGAGCGCGCAGACGAAGAGAACCCUCACGCCCUCCACGAACUGGCACUGAUGUACCAGAACGCCAGCGGGAACGACAUCAUCGUCCGAGACGAACAAUACGCCUCGCAGCUCUUCCACCAGGCCGCCGAACUAAACUACAAGUUCUCUCAGUUCCGUCUGGGUAAUGCCUAUGAAUACGGGCUUAUGGGAUGUCCAAUUGACAACCGCACCAGUAUUAUCUGGUACACGCGUGCUGCAGCGCAGGGCGAACACCAGAGUGAGCUUGCGCUCAGCGGUUGGUAUCUGACUGGUUCAGAGGGUAUUCUACAGCAAAAUGAUACAGAGGCUUAUCUGUGGGCUCGCAAGGCUGCGACUUCUGGUCUUGCAAAGGCUGAAUAUGCCAUGGGGUACUUUACCGAGGUUGGAAUUGGCUCUGCUGCUAAUUUGGAGGAUGCGAAGCGCUGGUAUUGGCGUGCGGCUGCGCAAGGAUUCCCUAAGGCCCGUGAGCGCCUUGAGGAGCUUAAAAAGGGUGGUAGCCGGAUGGAGAAGACUCGUCUUUCUCGCUCUGCUGUUAAUAAGCAGAGUGAUGGAGACUGUGUUCUCAUGUAG
This is a messenger RNA of Penicillium brevicompactum, 2784 nucleotides long. RefSeq lists its product as uncharacterized. The record is from RefSeq and is a predicted model, not a curated record. Gene Ontology annotation, molecular function: protein binding. NCBI's taxonomy places the organism in Eukaryota, Fungi, Ascomycota, Eurotiomycetes, Eurotiales, Aspergillaceae. The transcript has 3 exons. The coding region runs from base 1 to 2784 and encodes 927 amino acids.